Molecule: messenger RNA, 1170 nt
Organism: Filobasidium floriforme
Lineage: Eukaryota; Fungi; Basidiomycota; Tremellomycetes; Filobasidiales; Filobasidiaceae
Product: histidinol-phosphatase
Exons: 3
Coding region: 65-991 (308 amino acids)
Biological process (GO): L-histidine biosynthetic process
Cellular component (GO): cytoplasm
Molecular function (GO): histidinol-phosphatase activity
Source: RefSeq, a predicted model, not a curated record
UGUAGAUUCAAGGUCGAUAAAUAGUCACUCAUCGCCCUUCUUCGACCGUGUAUUUCACCACAAGAUGCCUCACUCUCAUCAUAGCCACUCGGGCCAAUUCUGUCGUCAUGCAGCGCAAGGCUCCACGCUGGAAGACGUGGUCCUAGAAGCCAUCCGGAAGGGAUUUAGAACCUUUGGCCUUUCCGAGCACUGUCCGCGAUAUCAGCAGGAGGACCUGUACCCGGAAGAAUCAGACUUGACACCCUCCGACCUAUACACCACCUACCUCUCCUUCCUCACUGAAGCUCACCGUCUCAAAACCCUCUACGCCUCGCAGAUCAACCUCCUCGUGGGCAUAGAAUCCGAGUACAUCACCGACUCUGACUUGUCCGCCCUCGAGCGUCUAUUGCAAGAACAAGGUGGCCGGAUACAAUACGUCGUCGGGUCGGUCCACCAUGUGGACUCUAUCCCCGUGGAUUUCGAUGUCUCGACUUUCGAGACCGCCCUCACCCACUGCAAAGCGACAAGAAGCUCCCCCGACAAUUACCUCAAAGUUUACUUCGACGAUCAGUACAAGAUGUUGAGGAGGAUCCAACCCAUGGUCGUAGGCCACUUUGAUCUGUGCAGGUUGUUCGCCCCCGAGAUCCAACUAGAUGCCGACAUGGGGAUAUGGGAAAAGGUGGUCAGAAACAUCGAUCAUGUGAUCGGGUAUGGGGGCCUGUUCGAAGUCAAUGCUGCUAGCUUUAGGAAAGGCUGGGAUCAGGCUUAUCCUGGCAAAGAGGUAUUACAGCACAUUAUCGAAAAAUCCGGCCGACUAUGCCUCUCAGACGACUCUCACGGGCCUAAAGCUGUCGGUCUCAACUAUCUCAGGAUGAAGGACUAUCUAGUUCAGAACGGAAUCAAGGAGAUUUGGUAUCUCACCGACCAGGAGAGUCGGGAUGGCAAGGUCGUAGCUAAGCGGUACGAGGGCGAUUGGACGACAGACGAAUUUUGGGACAAAGUCCGAUUGUAGUGUCGAGUGGCGUCAACAGGUGCCAGGCCGCAGUGCGCAAAAGACGUUGACCACACCGGAUUUCUUGUCCCUUCAAAAACCAGCGGGGAAAGAUUGAUUUUGACAUAGCUCAAUGCUUUCUAUAACCAAACUCGGUAGUACAUUCUAAGUCACGGAAGGACCCGAGUUGAUUGCCCUUU